Molecule: messenger RNA, 339 nt
Organism: Vicia faba (fava bean)
Lineage: Eukaryota; Viridiplantae; Streptophyta; Magnoliopsida; Fabales; Fabaceae
Source: the annotation of a GenBank genome assembly
AUGCAAUCUUUUGGAUUUUACUCCAAAUUCUGUAAUUGGAUUGAAGUGAUCCUUAAAUCUGCCAAAUUAUCUAUUUUUCUAUAUAUGGUAAAGCUGCGUGUUUCUUUUCUUGUAAGAGAGAGGCAAAGGACAAUAGUCUUUGGCGCAUUGGCAAAGGUGACAAGAUGGAUUGUUCCUCACACUAUCAAGCAAGCUUACCCGGGUAUCACCCAGAUUUUGCAUGACGCUAUCAUUCUUCAAUUUGAGUCUCAACAUCAUUUCAUAUGGAAGCUUUCCACUAAUGGAACUCCUACUUUUAGGUUUGACUCUUGGCUAACAUUCACUUUUAUGAAUAAUUGA